Messenger RNA from Miscanthus lutarioriparius, 1449 nucleotides. The record is from the annotation of a GenBank genome assembly. NCBI's taxonomy places the organism in Eukaryota, Viridiplantae, Streptophyta, Magnoliopsida, Poales, Poaceae.
AUGGCGGAACAGGAGACGGCGAGGGCGGCCGUCUGGGCGCCGCUGGAGGAUCUGGCCGGAGUGGAGAUGAUGGCGUCGCGGGUGUUGGCUCCGGCGCCCUUCGCGGGGAUGGUGAUGGCGUCACUGGAGAAGGCGGAGACGGCACUGGUGGCACUGGCGUUACGGGAGAAGGCGGCGACGGCACUGGCGGUGGCACUGGCGUCACGGGAUCAGGCGGCGACGGCAAUGGUGGCACUGGCGUCACAGGAGAAGGCGGCGACGGCAAUGGAGGUGGCACUGGCGUCACCGGAGAAGGCGGCGAAGGCAAUGGUGGUGCUGGUGUUGACGGAGAUGGAGGAGGGUGGCGGUGAUGGCGUUAGUGGCGCUGGCGUCACUGGAGGCGACGGCGUGGGCGUUGGUGCAGGCGCCGGUGGCGGCGAUGGCGGUGGCAUUGGAGGCGCCGGAGCGGUUGUUGAUGGUGAAGGCGGCAUGAUCGGAGGGGACGGCGUGGGCGUUGUUGGUGGCGCAGGGAUCACUGGCGCCGAUGGAGGAGGGAGUACUGGCGGAGACGGCGUCGGUGUUGAUGGCGCAGGCAACGGCGGUGGCAUCACCGGCGGGGGUGUCCCCGGUGGAGAUGGGGGCGGUGCUGACGGCGUGGGCGGCGCCACUGGUGCAGGCGGAGAAGGUAUUGGUGGCAGCGGUGGUAUAGAAGGUAACGCCGGUGGAGCAGCUGGUGUCGCCGGUGGCUGCGGCGUAGGAGGAAACGCCGGUGGCUGCGGUAUAGGAGGAGACGCCGGUGGUGCCGCUGGUGUCGCCGGUGGCUGCGGCGUAGGAGGAGACGCCACCGGCGGCGGAGCAGCAGGCGUCACUGGUGAUUGCGGGGGAGGAGCCGGCGGAGCAGAUGGUGUUGGUUGCGGGGGUGGAGUAGAUGGCGCCGGCGGGUCAGCUGGUGGUGCCGGUGGAGGGGAAGACGGCGGCGGAUCAGUUGGUGCCGCUGGCGCCAGCGGUGGAGGUGAAAGUACCGGCGGAGCAGAUGGAGUUGCAGGCGGCAGCACGGGUGGCGAGGGAAGCGGCGGGGCGGGAGGCGAAGAAGCCGGAGGAUCAGGCGGCGGAAACACUGGCGGCAAAGGUGCCGCCGGUGGGCCAGCAGGAGGAGAAACAGCCGGCGGAGCAACCGGGGUCGGCGGCGGCUGCGGACCUACUGGCGCCUGCAGUGGUGGUGGAGCGGCCGGCGGCACCGUGGGUGAUGGAAGCGACGGGGCGGCUGCAGCGGACGUGGUCGACGGCUCUGGAAUGCUUGGAGAAGGAGGCGACCGGGCUGGGGCUGCAGGAGUAGUAGUAGUAGUAGAUGGAGGCGAAGUAUUGGACGGCGGGGCCGACAUGGCGGCGCCUGCGCGGCCACUGCGCCCCGUCACGCGUCGCCGUGGGAGGGGCGGGCGAGGAGAUCCCGUAGAUUCCGUUCGCUUUUAA